ACCGUACGGUAACAUCCUCGACGGUGGUUGCGGCGACGACACGCGCUUCAACCCUUUGACGGGUGAAACAUUGAAACCUAUGUAUAUGUAUCUCAAACUUCAUCGUUCCAUCCGCGUAUUCUGUUCUAAUUGCUUUUAUUGAUAGAUAAACUCGCAAAACGUCACGUCGUUUUAUUUUUUAUUUUUUUUUCCCAAAUGGGACAGUCACCGUCUUCCGCUGUAUCGUCGCCGGACCGAAAUCGCCGGGAGAUUUUCUUAAACACCAACCGAUUCGGUUACGGCGAUGCUGAUAUUUCCGAUGACUCCAUCACUGGCCGCGACUACACUUCAGAUAUCCCUGACGAGUGCUUGGCCGGAAUCUUUCAGUUUCUGGGCUCCACCGAUCGGAAAAGCUGCUCCGUCGUAUGCAGGCGGUGGCUGAGAGUCGACGGCGAGAGCCGCCACCGGCUUUCCCUGAAUGCUCAGGCGGAGGUUCUGGACUUCGUUCCUUCGCUGUUCGCUCGGUUCGACUCGGUCACGAAACUCGCCCUGCGAUGUGACCGUAGGUCAACCAGCAUAAACGACGACGCUUUGAUUCUGAUCUCGCUCCGUUGCAAGAGCCUCGUGAGGCUCAAGCUUCGAGGGUGCAGGGAGGUCACGGAGAUCGGAAUGGCGGGUCUUGGGAAGAAUUGCAAGAAUCUGAAGAAGCUUUCAUGUGGGUCGUGCACGUUCGGAGCCAAGGGUGUUUACGCCGCCAUCGAUCACUGCACGGUUCUCGAAGAACUCUCUGUGAAGAGGCUUCGAGGGGUUGAAGAUGGCGUCACUGAAUUAAUGGGUCCUGCCGUGGCUUCUUCUUCUUCUUCAUCAUUGAAAUCUAUUUGCCUUAAGGAGCUUGUUAAUGGCCAAAGCUUUGCGCCACUCAUAAUUGGUUCGAAAAAGCUUCGAACUUUGAAGCUGAUUCGAUGUUUGGGCGAUUGGGAUAUGACUCUUGAGAUGGUUGGAAAGUUGAACUCUGGGUUGGUUGAAAUUCAUCUAGAGAAGGUUCAGGUUAGUGAUAUGGGUCUCGCAGGGAUAUCCAAGUGUUUGAGUUUGGAGACUUUGCACCUUGUGAAAACUCCAGAGUGUUCAGAUUUGGGGGUUUCUGAUGUUGCUGAACGCUGCAAGAUGUUGAAAAAGCUUCACAUUGAUGGAUGGAGGACUAACAGGAUUGGUGAUGAUGGUUUGGUUUCUAUUGCUAAACAGUGUCCUAAUUUGCAAGAGCUUGUGUUGAUUGCUAUGUAUCCUACUUCUUUGAGCUUAGCAGCAAUUGCUUCCUCUUGCCAAAGUUUGGAAAGAUUCGCUCUUUGUGGGAUUACCACAGUUGGUGAUGCAGAGAUUGAGUGCAUUGCUGCCAAAUGUGUGGCACUCAAGAAGCUAUGCAUUAAGGGUUGCCCUGUAUCUAAUGUUGGGAUUGCAGCUUUUGCUUCGGGUUGUCCCAAUUUGGUUAAACUUAAGGUAAGAAAGUGCAGAAAUGUUACUGGUGAAGUUGUGGAGUGGUUGCGUGAAAGGAGGAGUUCUUUGGCGUUUAAUUUUGAUCGCAGUGAAGUUGAAGCAUUGGACAGCAGUGGUAGUGAGGGUGGAGCUCAGGAAAGUACGAUAGCGUUUCCUCUAAUAGACACUACCCAAGUAACCCUGGUUGAUGAUAUUGAUGCUCCUUCAAGUAGUAAUAACAACAACAACAACAACAACCGAUUCUCAAUGUUGAGGACAAAGUUUGGAUUUUUGGCUGGUAGGAGUUUUGUGCCCUGUGCAUUAAGAAGGUGGGCAAACAUUGAUAAUAUCUCCACUGGCAACUUUUCAUGAUCUUUUGUAAGAAUGGUAUUGGAUUCUUGCCAUUUUCAAUACAUGUCUUGUGUUUAGUUGCAUGUUCCCUCAAGUGUUGCUCAGUGAAUUUUGUUUUACUGAGGGGAUCGCUAAUAGCAGUUGUUAUUAUGUUAUCUACCUGUAGCCAAUUACCUUCAUUGACUGGUCCUAUUCAAUUUUGUUUUAAUGGUUGAUACCACUUUUUGGUUUUCUGUUUUGCGUGGAAGUUCCAUAGUGGAGUGUUCAGAAGGAGUGGGGAACCAUUUUCUUUGUCAACAGCAUGUUCUUAUAA
Messenger RNA from Gastrolobium bilobum, 2113 nucleotides. Its product is annotated as F-box protein SKIP2-like. Gene Ontology annotation, cellular component: SCF ubiquitin ligase complex. The record is from RefSeq and is a predicted model, not a curated record. Gene Ontology annotation, molecular function: protein binding. NCBI's taxonomy places the organism in Eukaryota, Viridiplantae, Streptophyta, Magnoliopsida, Fabales, Fabaceae. Gene Ontology annotation, biological process: SCF-dependent proteasomal ubiquitin-dependent protein catabolic process. The transcript has a single exon. Bases 196 to 1821 code for a protein of 541 amino acids.